AUGCCACGUAAGCUACGUAAGAAUAUACGUAAGAGGAAGGGAGCAUUGAAACAUCCAAUAGUAAAACUGACACCACAACAACAGUUGCAACAACAAAUUAUGAAUGACCCCACUAUGUUGCAACAAAUGUCAAGCAACCCUAUGCUUUUAAACCGAGUUAUUGGUGCACAGAGUGGAGGUUUAAGAGCGGCACUUUUAGCGAAAAUGGCAGGCUAUGGUGGAGCUGCAGACGGAACAGCUUAUAACCCUCAAAGUCAAAUGAAUUUGAGUUCACUCAAAAAUCAAAUAACAGAUGUCAAAAAGUCAAACAUAGACAUACAGAAACAAAUAAGUGAAAACGAAAAGAAACUAGAAUAUGACAGACACACAAAGAAACUCAAUGAGUUAAACGUAGAGAAAAAGAAGA
This is a messenger RNA of Trichomonas vaginalis G3, 406 nucleotides long. RefSeq names its product protein of unknown function, DUF4106 family. The record is from RefSeq and is a predicted model, not a curated record. Lineage: Eukaryota; Parabasalia; Trichomonadida; Trichomonadidae. The transcript has a single exon. The annotation marks the transcript as partial.